This is a messenger RNA of Saccostrea cuccullata (small rock oyster), 1095 nucleotides long. RefSeq names its product protein YIPF4-like. The transcript has 6 exons. The coding region runs from base 16 to 858 and encodes 280 amino acids. Gene Ontology annotation, cellular component: trans-Golgi network; membrane. The record is from RefSeq and is a predicted model, not a curated record. Gene Ontology annotation, biological process: vesicle fusion with Golgi apparatus; endoplasmic reticulum to Golgi vesicle-mediated transport. Lineage: Eukaryota; Metazoa; Mollusca; Bivalvia; Ostreida; Ostreidae.
UUCGUAUCAACAAACAUGGCGGCUCAUUCACAAUCCACAUCAUCGACAGGGAACUACACUGUGAAUUUUGACAAUUAUGAUCAGCAUGUUGCCGAACAAAGUUCGUCAUACGAAUUUCAAAGCACAUCAGGAUACAAUCCUACGGCUACGGUUGAAGAAUUCCAGUUCGUACAGACUUCCGCCUCCAUAGAAAAACUUCCUGUGGAGGGGACAAUUCAGAAAAAUGAAGGGGAAACAAUGGCAAAUCCUUACGGUGUGAAAAAAAGAUCAGCUGCCUCAAAAUUCCUCGAGUCUAAAGGCUUUGGCUGGCUGACAGAAGAGGAGGAAUUGGAUGAAGAAGAUCAAAAGCCAUUACUGGAGGAGUUAGACAUUGACCCUAAGGACAUUUACUAUAAAUUACGAUGUGUACUGUUUCCUCUGCCACAGCUGGGAUUUAAUCGCCACGUUGUCAGAGAAAGUCCAGAUUUCUGGGGCCCUCUUGUUGUCAUACUGCUCUACUCUCUUGUUUCCUUGUAUGGACAGUUCAGGGUGGUGUCCUGGAUUAUAACAAUAUGGAUAUGUGGGUCACUCAUCAUUUUCUUGUUGGCCAGAGUUUUAGGAGGAGAGGUUAGCUAUUCCCAGUGUCUGGGUGUCAUUGGUUACUCUGUGCUCCCUUUGGUUAUAACAGCAGCCAUAUUACCACUGUUCAGAAGAUUUCACUACAUCAGUCUGUUACUCAAGUUUUUUGGUGUGUUGUGGGCUGCAUACAGUGCUGGAUCUUUGUUAUGUGUUCAGGAGCUUCAACAGAAGCGCCCUCUAUUGCUGUAUCCCGUUUUUCUUCUCUACAUUUACUUCCUGUCCCUGUACACUGGUGCCUGAUUCAAGUCAUUGGGAAUUCAUUUAUUCUGUAUCAUAGUAAAAACAGACAGUGACCUUUUUACCUAUAUGAGUAUGUGAAAGUGGUGGAUCGUAUAAAGCGGGGUUAUUCCAGCUCUGUAUAAAGCUGACAUUUUAAAAAAGCUGACAAUCUGUGUACUUCAAUAUUUAUGAUGAAUUCACUUUGAUACAUGUAUAUUAUGUACAUUGAUUUUUUUUAAUAUAUUUAUGACAAAGAAA